Phytophthora nicotianae INRA-310 is the source of this 522-nucleotide messenger RNA. RefSeq lists its product as hypothetical. The coding region runs from base 1 to 522 and encodes 173 amino acids. The record is from RefSeq and is a predicted model, not a curated record. Lineage: Eukaryota; Oomycota; Peronosporomycetes; Peronosporales; Peronosporaceae. The transcript has a single exon.
AUGCGCUUACACUUUUUCUGCUCGGGUGCUCCGCUCAGGGUGCUCCCUAACUUUUCCCACAUGAUACUUCUAACCAAGGCGCUAGGAGAUAUCAUUGCUGAUGUUCUUCCCAAACGAUUUGGCAUUGUGUGGGACGGGUGGACUUUCCGUUCCGAACACUACCUUGCUGUGUUCGCCGUGUUUGGUCACGACGGUAAGAUGGAGAAGAUUUUGCUCGCCAUGUCCACCCUAGCGGACGACGACAUCGUUAACCACUCUGCCAUGGCUCAUGUAGCCUUUCUACGCAUGAUUUUGUGGUUCUUCAAGCGCUCGCUGUCCGACAUUCUCUACAUUGUUGCUGACAAUUGCGCAACAAAUGGCUGCAUUGCUUUGUUGAUGAAGGCGCCGUUUGUGGAGUGCGCCAGUCAUAGACUGAGCUUGGCAGUGGUGGAAUACAUGGAGAGCUACGAGUCCAUAUUGGACAAAAUGCAGUCACUCACGCGUAAAUUACGCGGUCUGAAUGCGUCGGCAAGUCUGCGGUAA